UUUUUGUAAAUAGCAAAAAGGUCAGCUUGUGGUUGUGAAGCUGAUGGUGACAGUAGAACGCUGCUCAGAGUUUGCUCAUGUGCUGUUGUAGAAGUUGUUCUUACAUCCUUGGAAUUUUUAGUGGCUAGACUAAAAAACAGGACAGGGCUUGGAGCAACCUAGUGAAGCUACGACUUGCCCAUGACAGGGGUUAGGGACAAGAUGAUUUUUAAGGUCCUUUCCAACCCAAGCCAUUCUAGGAUUCUGUUCUAAGAAACAUGGGGGUUUAAAGGUGUUUGCAAUAGCUUAACAAAGCUGAAUACAGUGGGUGAACUAUGAACUACUUCAGCAGGAAACCUAGAAAUAUUUUUAAAAAAUAUGUCUGGAAGCUCUCUUGUCUCAUUUGUCCUGUGCUGGAGCAGUAACAGCUCUACCUUCACCAUUUCAAACCAAGGCAUUGAAUCCUGAGUGCUGCAUCCAGCCUACCCUCUGUAAGCUCACAAAGCUUUUCACUUUUGUACCUCAAAAGCUUUGUAUUAGCUUUCCUCCCAGAAGCGUUAAAGCAGCCUUAUCUGCUGCUGAGGAUUUGCCCUCGAGAAACCAGUCAUGAGAUACGAGGGUACAUCUUCCUACAUCACAGGUUCACGUUGCAUCUGGCUCAGGAGAUAGGAGGCCUCAUGACUUUAUUGCUUACUCAUAACGUCUGGUGUGUGGGAGCAGAAGGGACAGGUGUUGCUAUCCCCUGCUGCAGCUGUUGGUUUCAGUGUCGCUCCUGCACUGGCACAAACCUUGGCACAGGGUGAACACGGGGGUUUCGGUCACUUUGCUUUACUCUGGUGUGAUCUUCCUGGAGCUGUUCUGACCUGCCUUCUGUCCCAUAUGAAACCAGAGAACAACUGUGGCUGGGGCUGCCAGACUGCUGCUUCAGGCUAAACUCAUCUAUAUAUUUAUGUCUGAGAUUUUUUUAGGAGUCUGCAGGAACAUUUUUGCAGGUGGGAAACCUGAGCUUGAGAAAUUGGAGCACCUUGGCUGAAAUCAUCCAGUGCCAGUCUUGAGCUCUGCAUGUAGGCCACACUAUCUCCAAAGUCUCUACCCUAAAAACAACCUGAAUGGAAACAAGAAUCAAAAGAGCGGGCAGGUGUUACAUUUAUAACCAGUACACCUUUGCAAGCACUGCAGUUGUCUUUGUUCGUCAUGCUGGAGUGUGUCAUGAGAAAACUACAGCACCCACCCUGUACCACAUCAGAAAAUCACUGUGCUUUGGGCUUGUGCUACCUACAAGUGUCAUUUUUUGUACAAGCUGACAGAGGUGGCAGUCUGUGUACUCUUCUGAUUUAAACAAGACCCACAGGCCCUUCUUGGGCUGUUUGUACUAUCAAAAGGACAGUAAAACUCAUCCAGUGCUGAUAUAGAACCAUUUGUAACAACUCAGUAUGUGGAUGGAGGUUAGGUAUGCAGGGAACUGGUAUUGCUUGUUAAGAGUUUGCAGCUCUUGAAAAACAGCAUAGCUGUGUCAAAUUGGGUUGGUGUGUUACCUUUCAGGUGGAGAGUGGAGCUAAAUUGAAAGCUACUGAAAGUUCAGACAUGAAAAGCAGUUUUCCUUGGUUUGCCUAGCAGAAAUCAAGUGAAAUGCCAAAGUAGUUGCUUGAAGUCUGAGAAGUUGCUGCCUGGGCUGUAGGUUCAGAGCAGGUUCUCAAAUGUGCGGUGCUCCUGCUGUGCUUACUCAUGUCAUUGUUAUUCCUGAACAGCAGUUCUAGCUAUCCACAGUGUUUUUUUAGGAUAAAAACUGCUUUCAGGUUGGUUCGUUCAGUUUCAACUCCCCCCUUCUGGAAGGUUGUGCUGUAAAGACUGACAUAUGACUAUACCAAGCACAUUAAAUGAUAGCUGUUUGGUUUUUUCCCUGUGCCUAGAUAAGACUCUUGUAUCACAGGGAACUGUUUGUUGCUAUAAAACAACUUGUGACCCAUCAGAGUAGCAGCCUGACAUGUGAAACGUUUUACUUCAUUCUGAUUGGUCUUUACAUUUUAUGAUGUUUGGUGCCUGGAAGAAAACAGUUUACCAGUGUUCAUCAUUGAAAACAAUUUGUAAGGAUUUAUGAGAUCCUGGUGCCAACACCAGAAAAAAUAAACUUGUAUAUGAAAUUAUCAAUCACUUUAAAUUGACAUGGUUUUUUUCUGUUUCGAGGAAAGAUGGCCCGAACUGUAGGAAAUAUGUCUCCUGACUAGCUCUUCAUCACAUGUGAAAGCUCUGAUUACUGUAGUGGCUUUAGUGAUCCUCAUUUUAAUUUCUCAGAAGAAAAAUGUGUACCAUCUGGGAAAAGUUAUUACUUCUGUUGAUUUGUUUGUUUGGUUGGUUUUUUUGGGAGGUUUUUAUAGAUGCAGUAACUUACUUUUUUUGCAGGUUUUGUUCUGUGCUUUGCAAGGUGCUGUGGAGUCUAGAAAGCUGGAAUUGUUUGUUUAUCAUUUAGAGAUCUUUAAACUAGCUGCUUAUUUACAGCAUUAGAUUUAGGACUAGGGAAACCUUGCCAGAAAAUUACUGCCUAGGAAAAAGUACUGAAAAGGGGUUGUUCCUGGAACAGUAAAAGUGGUGAAAUGGGGUUUGGUUUACCAUGAUCUCCUCUUGAAACUCUGCAGGCAGCUCGAGCUAUUUGCCAUGUGGUCUCUAGAGAAGAAUGGGUCCGUGAUGCUGUUUUUCCCCUUACUUGGGGUAUUUGCAAGGAGGGGAUGGGCCCUGGCUGAAAAAGCUCAUUUUUGACUAUCCAUCAUUUGUGAUGGGUAUUCUGCUGUCAGAUCUGACUGAAAUUGAGUGGGAUUUCUGUGUUGUCUGUCAGGUUUUAGUGAUGCUUGUAAGUAGUAACGGUGGGACAUCUGAAGUCUCGUUACAUCCAUGCUGAGAGCACUUAAAAUCCUGAACAGCAUCAGGAGAUACAUCCUGAGCCUUCAGAGAGGCAGCUUUGAAGAUGACAGCAGUUAGUGUGAAGAAUGUGGGGCAUAUUCUGAUUUUGUACUGUGAGUGCACAAAACCCUAUUGAAGUCAUAUCUAUGUUUAUGGGCUGAACUGUUCAGCUUUUCGAGUAAAAUUUUCCUUUAUUCUUUUGGCAUUUAAACAAGAUGGUCAGCCAGUUCAUUCUGCACAAAAAGAGGGGGACACAAUAUCCACACAGUCCUUUUCUAAUUUUUUUUUUUUUUUUCCUAAUGGCCUUUAAGUUAUCUCAUAGCCUUCUUUACAAGCAAUGCCAAAGUAAAUUCUGAUGCCUCUUGGCCAUCUCUCAUUUUUGGAGACAAGCCAUACACAAAUGGUUGCACUUCUAUCUCCCAGUACAUAUAUAAUUAAAUCUGGCCCUGCAAUGAAAGAGAGAGACUGAGAAAGUUCCUGAGCAGGAGCAGAGGCUGAUUAAUACAGAUUAUUAGAGACUGCUGAUUGAAAGGUUGCAGCUGUGAUUGCCGUAGCAGGAAGAAGGGAGCAAGGUCUUAGUGCUCAUGAUGUUGUCUGCCAGGUUUUGUCUUCAGUUUAUGCUAGAAAGAUGUUUCUGUGUGCUGUCCUGCAUCCCAAAAUCAAACACUAUGCCCAUUGCCCCUCUGUACUUUAAGGGGAUGUUACUUUCCUGAAUUCCUCCCUAAAGCCAUGUGUUUUGACUGAGCAGCUGAGCUGACAGGUAUUAUUUGGUUUUGUUCUGUGUUUUUCCUUAACAGGCAACUGCGAUGUCGGUGGAUUGCUUGGGACAGCGUGCUGUACUCUCGGGUCGCCGUUUCCUCUAUAUUGUCAACCUGGAUGCGCCAAAUGAGGGUCACCGUAAGAUCUCCCGGCAGAGCAAGUGGGACAUUGGGGCGGUGCAGUGGAACCCCCACGACAGCUACGCCUACUACUUUGCAGCUUCGAGCAAUCAGCGUGUUGACCUGUAUAAGUGGAAAGAAGGUAAUGGGGAAGUUUGCACAUCUCUGCAAGGACACACACGUGUGAUCAGUGACCUGGACUGGGCAGUGUUUGAGCCAGACCUCCUGGUCACCAGUUCUGUGGACACAUACAUCUACAUUUGGGACAUCAAAGACACCAGGAAGCCCACAGUCUCACUUUCUGCAGUUGCUGGAGCUUCCCAGGUGAAAUGGAACAAGAAAAAUGCCAACUGUUUAGCAACAAGCCAUGAUGGGGAUGUCCGAAUAUGGGACAAAAGGAAACCCAGCACUGCAGUGGAGUAUUUGGCAGCUCAUCUCUCCAAAAUCCAUGGUUUGGACUGGCAUCCUGACAAUGAGUAUACACUGGCCACUUCCAGCCAGGACAACUCUGUCAGGUUUUGGGAUUACCGUCAGCCUCGGAAAUACCUCAAUAUCCUUCCAUGCCAGGUUCCCGUCUGGAAGGCAAGAUACACGCCUUUCAGCAAUGGACUGGUGACAGUGAUGGUCCCCCAGCUUCGUCGGGAAAACAGUCUCCUCCUCUGGAAUGUCUUUGACCUGAACACGCCUGUCCACACUUUUGUGGGACAUGAUGAUGUGGUGCUGGAGUUUCAGUGGAGGAAGCAGAAAGAAGGCUCUAAAGAUUACCAGCUGGUUACGUGGUCCCGGGAUCAGACCCUGCGCAUGUGGCGGAUUGACUCUCAGUUGCAGAGGCUCUGCGCUAAUGAUAUCCUGGAUGGAGUUGAGGACCUCAUUGAUGGGAUUUCUCACCUGCCAGAGCCAGACAAGACCCUUCACCCCCAGGAGGCGGAGCCCCAGCAUAACUCUGGACAUGGGGAUGAGGAAGCCUUAAAAGAAGAUUUCCUGAAUGACUCCCUGGUGGGAAAGAAAACCGACCAACUGGGGCUGCCUCAAACACUGCAGCAGGAGUUUUCACUGAUCAAUGUGCAGAUCCGAAAUGUCAAUGUGGAGAUGGAUGCGGUGAGUCGCAGCUGUACGGUGUCGGUGCACUGCGGCAACCACAGAGUCAGGAUGCUGGUGAUGUUCCCUGUCCAAUAUCCCAAUAAUGCUGCACCGUCCUUCCAGUUCAUCAACCCAACCUCCAUCACAGCUUCCAUGAAGGCAAAGCUGCUGAAGAUACUGAAAGACACUUCCCUGCAGAAAGUGAAGCGGAACCAGAGCUGCCUGGAGCCUUGCCUGCGUCAGCUGGUCUCCUGGCUGGAGUCUGUUGUGAACCAAGAGGACAGCACGUCCAGCAAUCCCUACGCUUUGUCCAACUCCGUAACGCCCCCCUUGCCCACGUUUGCCCGGGUCUCCAAUGCCUAUGGCUCCUACCAGGACUCUAACAUCCCAUUUCCACGGACCUCUGGAGCCAGGUUCUGUGGUGCAGGGUACCUGGUGUAUUUCACGAGGCCCAUGACCAUGCACCGUGCCGUGUCCCCGAUGGAGCCCACACCCAGGUCUCUGUCGGCUCUAUCAGCGUACCAUAGUGGCCUCAUUACUCCAAUGAAGAUCCGCACGGAGACUCCAGGCAACCUGCGUCUGUACAGUGGGAGCCCAACACGCAGCGAGAAGGAGCAGGUCUCCAUUAGCUCCUUCUACUACAAAGAAAGGAUGUCUCCUCGCUCUGCCCGGCGACGUUGGUCCAUACAAGCAAUUAACGACUUCCCGAAAUCAAGGAGGUGGAAAAGCAAACGAGAGGGGACAGAUACCAACAACCGACCCAUCAAGGCUGCUGGCAAAGUUAUUAUCCAAGAUAUUUCCUGCUUGCUGCCUGUCCACAAGCUGCUGGGAGAGCUCUACAUACUGAACGUGAAUAACAUCCAGGAGACUUGCCAGAAGAAUGCUGCCUCAGCCUUGGCAGUGGGGCGGAGGGAUCUCGUACAGGUUUGGUCACUGGCCAUGGUAGCCACUGAUCUCUGUCUUGGACCGAAGUCUGACCCAGAUUUAGAGAUACCUUGGGCACAACAUCCAUUUGGACGUCAAUUACUGGAGUCCUUGCUUGCUCAUUACUCACAGCUUCAUGAUGUACAGACCCUGGCCAUGCUCUGCAGUGUGUUUGAAGCCCAGUCAAGGCUCCAGGGGUGCCCCAACUCUUGUGUCCCCUUUCCUCAGCGCGCCUCCAACCUGGCCUCCCACAGCCGAUAUCCCAGCUUUACUUCCUCCGGCUCCUGUUCCAGCAUGUCAGAUCCUGGGAUUGGCACUGGAGGCUGGAGCAUAGCAAACAAAGACACGGAGCAGACCUCCACUCCCUGGUGCGAAUCUUCUCCGGAUGACUUUCGCUAUGGAAACCUAAUGUAUCCUGACCAUCGGGAGCGGGAGAAGGACCAGCAUGAGAAAAACAAAAGGCUGCUGGAUCCUGCCAAUACUCAGCAAUUUGAUGACUUCAAGAAGUGCUAUGGAGAAAUCCUUUAUCGCUGGGGCCUGCGAGAGAAGCGGGCUGAGGUUCUGAAGUUUGUCUCAUGUCCUCCUGAUCCCCACAAGGGAAUUGAUGUCCUGUCUUCAUCUCUGAUCCUGGGCUGAAGUGUCCUUAUGCUAGAAUUGCAAGAUCUCUAACUAGGUGAGCUAGCCAGCAAAUAGGUAAAGAGAACUUCUCUCCUUGAAUACUUUCAGCAGUGUAGAUACCCAGCUUAAAAACAGCUUCCAAAUUGUCUUCUUCACAGACCUCUGGGAACAGAUGUGCUUGACCUGGGGGAAGAAAAACAGGUGAAGGAUGCUAGAGACAUAGCAGUAGUCUCACCUUGUCACCCAGGACAACUUCUGGGGAGUAACUGGAGUGAAAACAGGUGCCCAUGGCCUUUGCCUCUCCAUGGCUGACAGUCUGAUCCAGGGGGCAUCAGGUGGGCUCUCUGAUGAGAAAUGGAGACUCUCCUUGCUUGCUUAGUGACACUUCCUGGUGGUAAGAGGUGGAUGAGAACAGCAGGAAGCCUUAACGAGUCAGUGUCUCCAAAGCUUGAAAUCCAACCCACAUUUCCAGCAGACAGCUGUAGCCAUCCAGGGGAAUU
Messenger RNA from Cyanistes caeruleus (blue tit), 6874 nucleotides. The record is from RefSeq and is a predicted model, not a curated record. Lineage: Eukaryota; Metazoa; Chordata; Aves; Passeriformes; Paridae.